Messenger RNA from Caenorhabditis bovis, 1086 nucleotides. The record is from the annotation of a GenBank genome assembly. NCBI's taxonomy places the organism in Eukaryota, Metazoa, Nematoda, Chromadorea, Rhabditida, Rhabditidae.
AUGCUUGGCAAUGUUCUUGCAAUUGCCGGGUGCACGAAUUCCGGAAAAACCAGUUUAGCUUUAAGAAUUGCAAAAAUUCUUGGCGACGAUUGUACUGAAAUUAUUCAUCAGGACGAUUAUUAUUACGAUUGUGAUAAGGUUGAAAAAAUUUAUAUGAAGAUUAAUGGAGUUGACGUAACCGAACGCGGAUUUUACUAUAGCUAUGACGAGAAAGAAUCGGUUGAUAUCGAGAGAUUUAAGGAGGCUAUUGAAAACGCUUCCAAACAAUCGUCAUAUGUAAUUGUUGAGGGUAACAUGAUUACCGAGAUGGAGCAAAUUGUCGAAUUGUGCACUAGAAUAAUUGUUUUAACAUUAGACAUUGAUACAUGUCAUAGAAGACGUCUCACACGGGUUUACGAUCCGCCCGACGAUGUUGGAUAUUUCGAAUACGUCGCAUGGCCGGCGUAUCAGCGUCAUUUACGGCGAGCUUUUGAAAAAAGCAGAAUCGAUAAGAGACUUAGUUUUCUUGAUGUUUCCUCACCGUCGGAUGUGAUUACAGAAGAAUCAAUGCUUCAGAUUUUGUCGCAAGUAAUCAACGAUCAUGUGAAGAUAAGCGUGAAUCCGCUCGAUGUGAACGAAAUUAUGCAAAUGGCAUCCUCUCCCUCUUGCGGAGCGGUUUCCUUAUUUGUAGGCACCACUCGUGAUGUAUUCGAAGGCAAACAAGUGAAAACGUUGAGCUACGAUUGCUACGAUGAAAUGGCCUAUAAAGAGCUUCGCAAAAUUUGCGCGCAAUUACACGAAAUCUACGACGAUGUUGAGAAAGUGGCGAUUCAUCAUCGAAUCGGUGAUGUGCCCAUCAAAGAAUCAUCGAUUGUGAUCGCCGUUUCAUCGCCUCAUCGCAAUCAGGCGAUGGAGGCGUCGAAAUACGCAAUCGAGGAGAUUAAAAAUUCGGUGCCCAUAUGGAAAAAGGAGAUUUAUGAAUCCGGUGAGCACGUGUGGAAGAACAACAGCCAUUGUGGAUGCAACAAACAGUUGCAUUCCAAAACUUCCAAUAGUCCGCUAGUCAAAUCAACCAUUGACUCAUUCCUCAAGUUUUUUUCACAAUAA